UGCGGAAAGAGCUGAGCUAUGAAUCGCUUGUAGAAGAAGUGCGUCGUAGAGUAGAUAACUUUGUGCUGUUUAAAAAGUUUCAGAAUAUCAAAAUUUCUUAUCUUACAUAAGAAUUGUUAAGAAAUUUGUGAUACUGCCUUCCACACUCCAUUUUAGUUUUGAUUAAAUUGUACAUUGCGGGUGGACAUCGUGUUCUCUUACAAUUGAACACAGUUUGAGGACUUACUAUGGCAUCUGUUGCAAGAGUGUCUACAAGGUUUGGCGGAGUUCUGCAUUGGGGGUCUACGUCAGUCACCGUUUCGAGGGGUAAUACACCCAGGUCUUACUACACUUACAGCCCAGAACCAGCUCAACCCCUUAAAAGAGAUCCGAAGUGGGUGUCGGCCAAAGAAGCCGUGAAAUGUAUCAAAUCAGGUAACACAGUCUUCAUACAAGGAGCAGCGGCAACUCCACUGGAGUUGGUGAAAGAAAUGACUGAUUAUGGCAAAAGUUCGGGCCUCAAGAAAGUGAUGGUGUGUCACAUGCACACUGAGGGAGUGGCAGGAUACACAGAACCUGAUUGUGAAGGAAUUUUUAGGUCAUGUUCCUUCUUUAUGGCUGCGAAUGUUCGUAAAGCUGUGGCUGAGGGUCGCUCUGACUGUGUACCUAUUUUCCUGUCCGAGAUACCAUUACUCUUUCAUCGGAAGAUAAUAAGGCCAGAUGUCUCUCUUGUUCAAGUAUCUCCUCCAGACCAACAUGGAUUCUGCAGCCUUGGAACGAGUGUAGACUGUGUUCGUGCAGCACUUAUGCAUUCCAAAACAAUUGUUGCUCAAGUGAAUCCACAGAUGCCAAGGACAUUCGGAGAUGCAACGGUUCACCAGUCACAUUUUGAUUUUGCUGUGAAGGUGGAUUCGCCACUUCCCGAACAUGGUGGCCGUCCACCAACUGAUAUUGAGACUAAAAUUGGAAAGCAGAUUGCAGGAAACCUGGUAGAGGAUGGAGCAACUCUUCAAAUGGGUAUCGGAAACAUUCCUGAUGCCGUGUUGGCAGAACUGACAAAUCAUAAGGAUCUUGGUAUUCACUCAGAGAUGUUUUCCGGAGGUAUUAUUGAUCUUGUAAAUAAAGGAUGCAUCACAAAUAAUCGCAAGACAAUCAAUAAAGGCAAAAUCAUUGGCAGUUUCCUUAUUGGAACCCGUGCCUUGUAUGAUUUUGUUGACAAUAAUCCAUAUGUAGAGAUGCGUGAUGUUGCAUAUGUAAAUAACACAGGUAUUAUAGCCCAGAACCCAAAAAUGACUGCCAUUAACUCAUGUAUAGAGAUUGACUUGACAGGUCAAGUCGUGUCAGACUCCAUUGGAACCAGGAUGUAUUCAGGUUUCGGAGGCCAAGUGGAUUUUAUCCGUGGUGCGGCUGAAGCUUUAGAUGGACUAGGAAAACCAAUCAUUGCACUUCCAUCUGUAACAAACAAGGGAGAAAGCAAGAUUUCUCCCCUUAUUAAGCAUGGUGCAGGAGUUGUGACCACAAGGGCUCAUGUCCAUUAUAUAGUCACAGAACAUGGAAUUGCUUAUCUCUUUGGGAAGACGCUUCGCCAGAGAGCUCAUGCGCUCAUCAGCAUUUCUCAUCCUGAUCAUCGAGAAUCUCUAGAGAAAGCUGCAUUUGAACGGUUCAAAUGUAUGCCGGCACCUUGAACGCUGCACUGUGGUGUUUGUUCCAGAUUCUUCUGGCACCAUUACAACUAAAAUGUUGGUUUUUCUAAA
Molecule: messenger RNA, 1733 nt
Organism: Zootermopsis nevadensis
Lineage: Eukaryota; Metazoa; Arthropoda; Insecta; Blattodea; Termopsidae
Product: succinyl-CoA:acetate/propanoyl-CoA:succinate CoA transferase
Biological process (GO): acetate metabolic process
Cellular component (GO): mitochondrion
Molecular function (GO): acetate CoA-transferase activity
Source: RefSeq, a predicted model, not a curated record